GCCACCUGAUUUAAGUCCGGUCGGUUUACUUUCGUUUCGCCAUUGUUGGCUUUUGUGUGGAUUAUGUUUCUAGUUUUUAGUAUCGAUACGAAAAUCAGCUUUAUGAUAUGUAACCUGCUGGAUACUUGUCAGAUUGAUAAUCUUAUUUACUUCAAUCAUCAUUGAUUCAAGUCUCUUUAGGUCGAUAUCUGUGCAGAAAUUCGCUUGUGUGAAGUUGACGCUAAUUUCGGUAUCUAAAUUUUUUUUUACAUCUAAACCACUACUUCUUAGUUCACGUUCUCCUCUAUACUUCUUAGAUCUAAUAGUAAGUUCAGUGAAUUAUGAUUUUGCUUCCACUGACUGCAGUCCCUGUUUCUUUAAAACUCCACCUGAAGUCUCAAACGGGCAUAUUUUUGAAACCAUUGCAGUUAUUUCUUUAUCCGACUUAUGGUUUACUAAAUUCUCGCCAAUGCAAUGAGCUCUGAAGCGAAUCUCGAUUCUUCUAAUUCCAUUAAAUCAGAACCUCAUGCUGCUAAGUCUCAUUCUUCAAAAAUUACUACCAACCAGCUGGAGUAUAUUAAAAAAGAAGUGGUUGGGCGACUAUUUAAAGAAAAGAUUGUAUGGCCGUUUACAAAACCAGUCGAUCACCAGCGGCUAAACCUUCCAGACUAUCCCAAAAUAAUAAAACACCCAAUGGACCUUGGGACGAUAAAACAGCGGCUAAAUUUAAAAUUUUAUCACUCCUCUUCAGAAUGUCUCGAUGAUCUUUUCACUAUGUUCCGAAAUUGUUAUAUAUUCAACAAGCCAGGUGAUGAUGUAGUUGCAAUGGCAAUGAAGCUUGAGCAGAUUGCUAGAGAACGCCUUAAAUUUAUGCCGACUCCUGAGACCGAAAUUUGUCCACAAAAAACCCCAAAGUCUAUCCGUCCUAUUGGCGCUCCUUUGCAGGUCCAUCCUGUCGAAACAAUUCAUACAGCUGCUUCAACCAACCAUACUGAAGGGUUAAAUGGCUCAGCUGUUUCUGUCGACCAGGCUACAUUACCUUUCAGGCCAUCAGUAACUUCUACAUCUACCAAAAAGGCUAGUAAAAAGAAAAGUGAUUCUACGAUAGACGAAUUACCGUCGACUCCCCAAUCAUAUGAUGAUCUAUCUCGCGACCGCCGUCAAAUCAAAAAGCCCAAGCGUGAAUAUGAAGAACGUAAUGUUGGCAAACGAUUGCGACUUUCCGAAGCACUGAAAGCUUGCAGUAAUAUUCUGAAGGAUAUUUCCUCUCAGAGAUAUCGGGAUCUCAAUCAUUUUUUCUUAAAACCAGUGGAUGUCGUAGCCCUCGGGCUUCAUGAUUACUACGAUGUUGUCAAAAAAGCAAUGGAUCUCAGCACCAUAAAAACAAAAUUAGAAAGUGGUCAGUACCAUACCAAAUACGAUUUCGCAGACGAUGUUCGACUGAUGUUUAAUAAUUGUUAUAAGUAUAAUGGUGAAGAUAGCGAAGUUGCUAGAGUGGGGAAACAACUUCAAGCUAUUUUUGAUGAAAAUUUCGCCAAAGUUCCGGAUGAUGAGUCAGAUCCUGCUGCCUCCCCUGAUGGUCGUCCUGUUGAUCAGAAUAUGUAUCAGCUAAUUCAAAACGCCAUCAAAGAGCAUCAGAAGUUAACCAAUCAGUUUCAGCGUUUCAGCGAGGAUUUGCAGAAAAGCACAGCUAACCUAAAUUCUAUCUUAUCAUCCUUAAGUAUGGCUGUCAGAAAAGCACCUAUUGGUCACAACACACCCCAUAUUAAUUCAUUACCCCCUACUCAAACUGGCCUUCCGACUGUUCCACGUCCUACUAUGAAUGAUAUAGAAGAUGUAAAUAUCACUAAGAGAGGCAGACAAUCUCAGUCGAAAACAAAAUACAGACAAUCAGGACUAUCUGCUGCAGCACCCGUUCUAAAUACACCAUGUGUUCCGGUUAGUAGUAACACAGUAAAUAUGAGUUCUACACAUUCCCAACCUAUACCUGUUCCUGGAUAUGCUACAGAUGAGGAGAUGUCCGAAAACAAUGUUCGUCCAAUGACUUACGAUGAGAAACGUCAAUUAAGUUUAGAUAUUAAUAAGCUUCCUGGUGAAAAAUUAGGUAGAGUUGUCCAAAUCAUCCAGCAACGUGAACCGUCGCACCGUGAUUGUAAUCCAGACGAAAUCGAAAUUGAUUUCGAAACGCUGCAACACACAACCUUGCGUGAAUUAGAGAAGUAUGUAAAAUCUGUUCUGCAAAAGACAAAAUCCGGGAGCCGGAAAUAUGUGAAGAAGGGGUUAAGUGGCGUCCCACCAGGCAAGACUCGUGAGGAAUGCAUGAAAGAAAAAACGGAAGAGCUGGAAAAUCGAUUGAGAGAAAUUGGAGGACUUCCUCAAGGUGCUCCUGGAUACCAUAAUGCACAUAAUCCGAAAAAGUCACAUGGUACUAAUCGUUUGAGCGCAUCAUCAUCCAGUUCAAGUGAUUCCGAGAGUACUUCAGACUCAAGUGAAUCUGAUUCUUCAGAUUCUAAAUCUUAUAAAGCAGCUUCAGACCACAAACAGUCGCAUGACCAGGUAUCUUCAACUGGCCUACAGAGUUGUUCGAAAUCGACUGUUUUUUUAUCCCCGAACUCAGGUGCUGUGACAAAUAAGACAUCGAUCAAUCAACCACCGACAUUUUCUGCACUUGACUCUGUUGCAAGUGGUCAUUGUAAUGAUGAUGUCGUUUAUGAAAAAUGUAUUGAACCAAAGACUGAACAAAAUGAAUCUUCAGAUACGGAAUCUGAACCAAACUCCCCUCACCAGCUACCUCAACCCGUGUGGGCCAUCUCAGGGUUUUCCAAAAAGCCAUCUUCUGAAGAUGGUACGUUAGGCAAACCCCUUCUUACAAGUAGCUGCACAGCUACAUCAGCUUCUGAGGUUUCUUCAACAGUUGUGGCUGCUAGAUUGGUUAAUGUAUUACCCGAUCCUGUUGAAGCAAACGACAUUUUGCUACCUAACUCUCAGCCCGGUAGAAACGAGGAAAAAGAAAAACAGGCCGCGGCUCUUCAAAUAAUGCGCGAAGCUCGCAGACAAUCUCAAUGGAGUUCUCGCGCGGCUGAAGAGAAGGCUAUUCGUGAACGCGAGGAGGCUGACAGACGACGUCAGGAAGAAGAACUUGCUUUAGAAGCUGAAAGGAGGAAAGAACAGGAAUUGCGCCGUAUUGAGGAGGAGAAGCGCCUUCUUGUCGAAGCUCGAAAGCGUGAUGACAUUGCAAAGCGUAAGGCCAUGAUCGGUGCACCAGAACGUAUAAAUGCUCAUGAAUUACUGACGGAAUUCGAGAAUUCAGUUGAUAUAUCUUGCAUUGAUGCAUGUUUUGCCAUGCGUCACUUCUAAAUCAAUGCUGUAUCAUCUACAAGAAUGUACUUUUCCAUCAUACCUCAUUUUCCGAAGCGUAAAAUAAUUUUUUUCUAGUUAAUAAAUUCACAGGAACUUCUAAUAACUAGUGUUUAUUCACUUUUUCAAGUUCUUUUGACUAAAUGGACGUGACGUUUUCUCUUUGUAAAUGUACAUAACCAGUUAGAUUUUUCAUUUUUGUCUUGAUUAAGAAUUAAUUUCUUCUGGUCAUUUGAUAUACUAACAUUUUUUUGUGCAUUCUGGAGGGGAAAAUUGUUACUAGUCGAUUUUAUUAUGAAAGGUACGAACUGGAGAAGUUAUCAACCAUGUUGCUAAAUAUAGAAAUUGAACUAGGACUGACCAAUUUGGAAUACUUUUUUAUCUAACUAAAUGAAAGGAGCUUGGUUGUAUUUUUUCUUGUUUCAAUGGAGUUAUUUAUGUUGAUGGUGUUAUUCAAGUUUGUUUCACCGUUGAUGUGGUUCUAUUGUUCAGAUUGUUAACUAGAUAUAAUGUAGUCUCCGAAAACUAGUUGUGUUUCUUCAGAAUUAACAGUUUAGGUAACAAAACGAUCUGCAAAUUAACUUGAAAACCGCUGGCAAGUGUGGUAGAGAUGUGCUAUUAUCAUAAUGGUGUCUUAAGUACAUUGAAGCAUUGAGUUAGAUGACGUUCUAUUAUCGUAAUAUUAGCAUUGGCCGUACUUCCGAUUGUGUCUUUAACAUCUUAGCACCGAACGGUACAAUACGAAACAAGUAAAGAACUUGAAUGAAUAAAUGAUUGAGAAUGGCAUUGAUAAUAUCAAUUUCGUACAAACACGAAAGCCUGGUACGGUCACUACUAAAAUGAUGUAACCAUCUUCAAAGUUGCGUUAUGGUCUCAACAAUUGCCUACGUAAACACGGCCUAAUUUAUGUCAAUUGAACUGAUAUAUUGAAUCCUAUUGUCUAAGGUAUUUUAUGCCAAAAAGCUGUAUAGCCUUAAUCACAAUAGACAUUUUUUUAAAGAAACACUACAUCAGAACUGGUUUAUAUGGAUCGGAAUGAUGGAUUCUCAAGAAGAAUAACACAACAAAGAUAAGUGAUCGAAAAAGUCAGUUUUCACUGUCACUGCGUUUAGAGCCUUACUAUUUUCACCAAGUAUAACAUGAUAUGAAUCUCAAGCAGAAAUUAUGACUGAUGUGGUGUUUACCUAACAUAAGAGUAAUUCAAAGAUGUAAAUACAUACAGAUCAUACGUCUCUAUAUCGGUGGAGAUUUUCUCAAGAAUAAAUAAUUGACAGAUCAACACAUCUACAUAUCUAAUCUUUGGACGAAAUAAUAUACUUCCUGGCGAUGGGCGAUCCGAAGUCAAUUAUAUCGAGCAUGCUAUAUUGAAUAUAAAUUCUCAGGGCCAUAAUUUUGGGUGAGAAAAUCAUCCACAAAACAUUCUUGUAUUUAAAUGAAUGCACGAUAGUCAAAAAUACUUUUAAGUUUUCUUAGCUUAUUUGUACUAGGAUCAAGCUUUCUUAUCUCAAGUAAUGGUUUUGUUGUGACAGCUUAAAUCAAUGAAUACAAAUAUUAGAUAGAAGGAAUGGGCCGAACUGUGUUCUCAGGGAACUUUCCAUAGAUUCCAACCAAAUAAUUCCCACUAGCCGAUUGAAUAAACGUUGUAGGAAAAUAAAUACUUAUGUACUAACAGUUCGACUAGAACAGUAUGUUUGCGUUACUUAUGUAAUUAACAGAUGAAUAGAUUCAAGAUGAUCAUAGUGUAAUGAAUAGUUCUUCACUUUACUCUUAUAAUUCUUAAGUGUCAUUGAGAAGGCUAUAUAUGAAUUUUGAUUCUUGUUCAUCGAUUCUGUGUAAUAACAUUAAUAGCCUGGCAGUUCUGAUUGACGUUUUCUAGAAAUUGUGAUUAGAAUCUUGAAUAAUACAUCAGAACUUUAUUCACCAUUCACACGCUUUCUUUAAUCUCAAUAGUCCAUAGCCUUAUAAACUUACUAAAUAAUAUUUUCGCAAUUAGCAGCUGAUUUAGUGUGGUGUUUGUAUGAACUAACGAUUCAUUUGUACUUGUUGAAUGCUUGA
Messenger RNA from Schistosoma bovis, 5391 nucleotides. Lineage: Eukaryota; Metazoa; Platyhelminthes; Trematoda; Strigeidida; Schistosomatidae. The record is from the annotation of a GenBank genome assembly.